UUGUUUUCAUCAUUAUUUCGUUUUGUUUUUUUGGAAUGAAUUAAUAAAAAGCAACCAACGACUUUUAAACUUGACUUGAUACGUUCGUCCGUUAUCGAGAUCAACACGCAGCACGUGCUCUCUUCUUCAUUCCAUCCCAUUCAUCUUCCUUCUCCUCUUUCCUUCGAUUAGUUUAGUCUAGUUGUAAUGAUUUUCGUGACGAUUGAUUGAUUUGGAACGACAUGCGGAGAAGAGUACGAGACCGAGAGAUCCCUAUCUGCUGCAUUGUUGAAAACAUAUCGUGACCUGUGGACUUUGGCCGUUUUCACUUCCACGCUCUGUGCGGACGAUAAGACGUUUUCCCUCCAUCUAUUUGUUUGAGCGCGAGAAGAGCGCAACAACCACCCGCAGUCGCGUCGUUUAUUUGUUUUUGUUGUUGUUGUUUAUUUUCGCAUUUGUUUCGCGAUGGUCGCCAUGAACACGACCUCGGUGAUUCUGCGGAGCAUCUUCACCAUCCUCAACAUCACCGCAGAACAGGAGGAGUCCUCUUACAACUAUUACUACAUCAACAUUGGAAAAACCACCAAUGCAACAAGGUGUUACGGGAUCUACGGGUGCUUCGAGCUGUCGCCGCCUUGGACGAGCGAGCAUCGGCCGGUCUCGCUCUUCCCCGAGCAUAUCUCCAAGGUGGAGCCGAAGCUGAUGUACUACACGCGUGAGAAUCCUGAGGUCGGGGUGAAGUUCGAUCUGGACUCGCACGACGUCAUCUACGCGUCGGGUAUCAACCCGAAGAUCUUCACGUACCUCGUCAGCCACGGUUACGUGGAGGGAGGUGGCGCUUCGUGGAUACGCAAGAUGACGGCGGAGCUGCUCAAGAACAGGGAAUGCAACGUGAUCACGGUGGAUUGGCAGGGCGGAUCGAGUCCGCCCUAUUCGCAGGCGGUCGCGAACAUCCGAUUGGUCGGCGCGAUCACCGCCCAUUUCCUCUACGAGUUCGCCCAAUACACGGACGAUCUGCAGCUGGACCACGUCCACUGCAUAGGCCACUCCCUCGGCGCCCACAUGAGCGGUUACGUCGGUUACACCCUGCAAAAGGUGUUCAAUUUAACGCUGGGGCGGAUCACCGGGAUGGAUCCGGCGGAGCCGCACUUUGCGCACGCCCAACGACCGGUGCGUCUGGACAGAUCGGCUGCGAAAUUCGUGGACAUCAUCCACACGGAUGCCACCCAGUUCAUCCGCGGUGGAUUGGGGAUGACCGAAGCCAUCGGACACGUGGAUUUCUAUCCGAACGGCGGUAACGAUCAGCCCGGAUGCAGCAAGAGCGUCCUCCAGUACGCCGUCGAAUUCGGCGGUUUGGUCAAUGGAAUCAAGAAGUUCGUGUCCUGCAAUCACGUCCGAAGCCAUCUGUUGAUGGCCGAGAGCAUCAACACCAAGUGCUCUUUCGUUUCCAUCUCCUGCAAAUCGUACGAUGAUUUCAAGGAAGGUCGAUGUUUCGAGUGCAAUCGCAAUGGACAGCAAUGCCUGAAGAUGGGCUUCAACAGUCAGAAGCAUUACGAAGCAGCGGUGAGAGCGAAACGCGUUGAUCCCAACAACGGUUUGAUUCUCUACUCGAUGACCGGAUCCUCCAGCCCGUUCUGCAAGGCUCAUUAUAAAAUCUCCGUCUUGGUGUCCGACGGAACGGAGAGUCGCGGUCACGGCGGAGAGAUCGGUCAGCUGUGGUUCGUCUUCCACGACACGACCGACGGACGCGGCGAGAAGACCGAAAGGGCCGCCCUGAAUCCGGGUGGAUAUCACGAACCAGGCGCCCUUUACACGGCCGUCGUCCCCGCCGACUUCAUCCACUCGAUCCGGGGCGUCGAAGUCGAAUGGGAUUACCAUAGCAACGUCUUCAAUCCUCUGACGUGGCGCAUCCUCGCCAGCCCUCGCGUCUACAUAUCCAAAAUCAAAAUCGAAGCCUUGGAAACGGCAAACAGAAUUUCCGUGUGUCCGAGGGACGGUAAACCGCUGAUAUCGGGCGCACCGCAGAUGAUGCUUCCCGCGUAUUGCGCAACGUAGGAAGGAAGGAAGUGAUGAAGUCCUUUGUAAAUAAAAGAGACUAUUUAUGGUUAAGAACUCCACUCCACCCGGCAAAAAUAAUUAAUUUAUUGUUUUUUUAUUUCUC
Molecule: messenger RNA, 2140 nt
Organism: Nicrophorus vespilloides
Lineage: Eukaryota; Metazoa; Arthropoda; Insecta; Coleoptera; Silphidae
Product: pancreatic triacylglycerol lipase
Exons: 8
Coding region: 445-2034 (529 amino acids)
Biological process (GO): lipid metabolic process
Molecular function (GO): triacylglycerol lipase activity
Source: RefSeq, a predicted model, not a curated record